Molecule: messenger RNA, 510 nt
Organism: Symbiodinium natans
Lineage: Eukaryota; Dinophyceae; Suessiales; Symbiodiniaceae
Source: the annotation of a GenBank genome assembly
GAUCGCUCCGUCGCGGUCGAGCUGCAGCAGCAGGCGAAGAAGUACCUGGAGGGCCUCCUCUCUUUCGUGGAGUCCGCGGACGCCACCGAAGCCGCCAAAGUGAAGAGCUCGGAGAAGCGCGAAGAUCCAGAGAUGGUGGCGAUCGAAGACACGGAGAUCCCGAAGCUGGGUUCCCGUGGUGAGGAGCUGCUGCGACAGGUCUACGCCAUGGAAGGCUGGAAGUCCUUGGGAAGCUCAAGCUCUCAAGAAGACAUGGACGUCUUCACCAAGACAGUGCGCAAUGCACACGUCACUCCUUCAGGCAGCCAUGUCAGCUCAGCGGCCAGCAACGAGAGUGGCAUCGCCUCUUUGUUGGUUGCUUUUGUGGAAGGAGGCGGCAGCAUUCUCAAGUUCACGGCAAACGCCAGGGCCAUCAAGGCGGAGAUGCGGACGGUCUGGCAGCGCUGGCUUAAGCGAUUCACAAAGGCGAAGCCCAAGGCCGAAGCAGCAAGGGCCAAGGUAGCUGCAUGA